GUGUGUGUAUGUGUGUGUGUGUGUGUGUGUGUGUGUGUGUGUGUACACAUAUAGAGUUGAUGUUGUUGGCGGGCAAGAUUGUCCGGCGGUAGGGAUGAGAAACACAAAGACUUAAAAUCAAAGGUGUGAGUGCGUUGCUGUGCGUGCGUGUAUGCGUGUGUGUGUGUGUGUGUGUGUGUGUGUGUGUGUGUGUGUGUGUAUGUGUGUGUGUGUGUGUGUGUGUGUGUGUGUGUGUACACAAAUAGAGUUGAUGUUGUUGGCCGUCAAAAUUGUCCGGCGGUAGGGGUGAGAAACAAAACGACUUACCAGGAAAGAGAUGAGUGCGUUGGUGUGCGUGCGUGUAUGCGUGCAUGUGUGUGCGUACGUGUGUGUGUGUACGUGUGUAUGUGUGUGUGUGCGUGUGUGUGUGUGUGUUUGUGUGUGUGUGUGUGUGUGUGUGUGUGUGUUUGUCUGUUUGAAAAGCACAAAGACAGAACGGUGUCUCGUCGGGACGAAACUUGGGAAUAGAGCUGAAGAGGACCGGGCUCUCGACCAAUCAGCUGCGACUCGACCCUUAAUGGACCAAUGGUGCGGCAGGGCACCUUUGGCGCCAAGCUCCUCGGUCGUGGUCCCCUAUAUAAGCCUGCGCUGUUGACGGUAAUCUCUCAGUUUCACAUUCUGAAUCCGAAAGAAUGGCACGUACCAAACAAACCGCCCGCAAAUCCACUGGUGGCAAGGCCCCUCGCAAGCAGCUUGCUACCAAAGCUGCUCGUAAGUCGGCCCCUGCCACCGGAGGUGUGAAGAAACCUCAUCGUUACAGGCCCGGUACCGUGGCUCUGCGUGAGAUCCGUCGUUACCAGAAGAGCACCGAGCUGCUGAUCCGCAAGUUGCCGUUCCAGCGCCUUGUUCGUGAGAUCGCACAAGACUUCAAGACCGACUUGCGGUUCCAGAGCUCUGCCGUCAUGGCUCUGCAGGAGGCUAGCGAGGCUUACCUCGUGGGUCUGUUUGAGGACACCAACCUGUGCGCCAUCCACGCCAAGCGUGUGACGAUCAUGCCCAAGGACAUCCAGUUGGCAAGACGUAUCCGUGGAGAGCGUGCCUAAGCGAGCUCACUUCUCAUCUGGUUCAUCCAGCGAAAAACAGCGAUCACCGGCCCACGAAACGAACGGUCCUUUUCAGGACCAAA
This is a messenger RNA of Aplysia californica (California sea hare), 1165 nucleotides long. Its product is annotated as histone H3. The record is from RefSeq and is a predicted model, not a curated record. The transcript has a single exon. The coding region runs from base 672 to 1082 and encodes 136 amino acids. NCBI's taxonomy places the organism in Eukaryota, Metazoa, Mollusca, Gastropoda, Aplysiida, Aplysiidae. Gene Ontology annotation, cellular component: nucleosome. Gene Ontology annotation, molecular function: DNA binding; protein heterodimerization activity; structural constituent of chromatin.